AUGGUGGCGGGCCCGGGGCUCGGGGCGGUGCGGCAGCGCCAGAUGCAGACGCAUGCCAGCACACGGCAGCGCGGCGCCGAGUUCGCGGACACGUACGAGAAGCGGGACGCGGGGGUGUCGGACCUGCGACAGAAGCGCAGAGGGGACGUCGCGCGGGCCAUGAAGCGGUCGUGGGCCGCGCUGCAGAGACAGAAGAAGCGGAUAGCGCGGACGAUAGCGGCGGUUUUGGUCAUCCUAGGCCUCGGAAUGGUGGCGGUGACCGUUGUCGGAGCCAUCUUUCUCGAACGGGCGGAGCUUUGUCGGUUCCCGCAGUUCUCCCUGACGGAGACGUUCAUAUAUAACAUCGACCUCGCGUCUACAGGGAUAUUCGUCGGCAACACGACCCAGCAGAUCGGCUCCAACCAAGGGCUGUUCACGUCCAGCAAGAACCUCGAGGUCCGCGGUCCGCGCCUCCGCGAGAUCAAGCUCACGUCGGGGUACGGCACGUACACCGUCCGCGCGCACCCGGACCCCGCCGCGACGCGCGUCGAGUUCGAGGUGACUAACCGCGCGCGCGACCGCAGCAAGCUGACGGCCAUCACCGACAUGGAGCUCACGCCGGUCCAGGUGAUCACGGGCGUGGGCAAGUUCAACCGCACGGAGACCUGGUACGACCUCCUGCUCGAGUCGAAGACCAACAACAAGAACGACGGCCAGCUGGCGUGCACGCGCGCCGACGUGGUCGUGCUCGUCCCCGCCGCGUGCCUCCUCGACGAGACCCUCCUCACCAUCGAGGCGCCCAAGGCGCACGUCACGGUGGAGGAGUCGAUGUUCGACGCGAGCCUGAAGGAGGUGUCCGUCCUGAACGACAUCGGGGACAUCACCGUGGGAGGUCUGUCGGCGCAACGGAUCAACCUCAACACCUCGACGGGGCUGAUCGAGGCCUCGAAGCUGUCGGCGCACGUGGUGUUCCUCCAGGGGCGCGCGGACGGCGCGAUCAUCCGCGCGUCGGACGUGGCGCUGUUCUCCUCGGACGGCAACUGCCAGCUGCGCUCGGUGUUCACCGAGGGGUUCCCGCGCGAGGAGGCGUACCGCAAGGACGUGCUCGUCUGCGAGCUCGUCGCGGGGGAGAUCACCGUGGACUCGGAGGGCGCCGAGAACGGCGGCGACCCGGCGGUGAUCCUCGACGACGUCAAGGGGGGGUCUAUCAGGACGUCCGUGCGCGUGGGGACGACCGUCGUGCGCACGCAGGCGUGCAUCGGGUUCGUCGGUGCCUUCAGGCUCGCGACCGCGUCGGGCACGCCCGCGGUGAACGUCAUCGGCGGCCCGCGCAACGCCCUCCUCAUCCUGCCCAACACCAACCAGACCGAACUCAAGCCGCUCCCGGGCACCGUCGAGGAGCAAGAGUUCUACGACGAGAAGCGCGCGGCGUUCCCGCAGUACCCGUGGCCGAACCCGUGGCUCGUCGCCACCCCGGAGCUCCCCGGCACCACUGGUCUCAUCUGCCAGAACUUCACCGGGUUCGCGCUCGAACAGGCGCAGGCGCGCAGGUUGGAGAUGGAGGCGCUGCACGUGGGGGACGUGGUGCUGGACAUCACGGAGCCGUUCCUGGGGGUGUUUGACUUCGACGACGUAUGA
Molecule: messenger RNA, 1617 nt
Organism: Pedinophyceae sp. YPF-701
Lineage: Eukaryota; Viridiplantae; Chlorophyta; Pedinophyceae
Source: the annotation of a GenBank genome assembly